Molecule: messenger RNA, 2809 nt
Organism: Chrysoperla carnea
Lineage: Eukaryota; Metazoa; Arthropoda; Insecta; Neuroptera; Chrysopidae
Product: ankyrin repeat domain-containing protein 27-like
Exons: 1
Coding region: 116-2809 (897 amino acids)
Biological process (GO): early endosome to late endosome transport; neuron projection morphogenesis
Cellular component (GO): early endosome; transport vesicle; plasma membrane
Molecular function (GO): SNARE binding; guanyl-nucleotide exchange factor activity
Source: RefSeq, a predicted model, not a curated record
ACAAGGAAGCACAAAUCACUGCUGUUUACAGUAAUUUAUAGGCAAGCAAGGUGUGUUAAUUAACAUAAAUGAUACCACUUAUGUAAUUUUAAAACUAUGACUUAAGUGAGUGAUUAUGGAUUUAAAUUAUGAUGAAGACUUAUCAGAAAAUCCGUUAUUCAAAGAAUUAAAAAAUGAACAUCCUGAUUUAUUAAAUCGAGCAAUUCAAGAAGGAUGGAUUAUUUGUGUCCCACGAUGUGGAACAUUUCAUCGGAAUUCAAUUACUACUGAAGAUAUUUUAUCACAUGUGUUAAUACCAAAUGAUGAACUACCAGAAACUCAUUUUCGAUCUUUAAAUAAUCGAAGUGUACGUAUGUCAAAUCGUGUGUUGACAAUAGACAAAGAAGAUACAGAAUCUACUUUUAGUACGCAUAUUAUAUUCGAAGAGACAUUUUAUACUGAAGAUUUUUUGAAAUAUAAAGUAUGGUGUUUAGAAUUCCCACUUGAAACAUCAGACAAUGUUAACGAAACAAAUAUAUAUAAUGUAAACACAUUACGUGAUUGUAUUGACUUACUUUGGACUGAAAAUUUAGGUAAGGAGAUUUUGGAAAAUCUUGAUAGCACAAUACAAAUAUUUUUAAAUGAUAUUAAUAAUAAUUUAGAGUUUGCUAGUUUACAAACACAAAUAGACUUAGUUAAUAUAUUGUAUAAAGAUUGUUUACAAAUUACGUUCCGCGAGAAACGAUUACGUGAUAAAACAAGUAGAAAUAAGUUAUUAUUAGAUAACGUUAAAUUAGCUGUUGAAACGUAUAUGCAACAUGGAAUUUAUAAAAGAUUAUUUGAAGCAAUUUGUGCGAGGACAGCAAGUGAGGAUUCAAAAUUCAACAAACUUGUACGGAAUUUAAGUGACAUACAAUUAAAAGAUUUAGAUGUGCGGCCAGAUCUUAAUGAAACUAUACCAUGUGCUAAACAAGAACUAGCUAAAAUGCCUGGUUAUAGUACCACUUUGGGUAAAGUUGGUUGUUUAAAGAAAACUAUUGUUACAAUUACAAAAACUAAUUUGCCAACUAAUCAAUUUAAAACGCUCUUAUCUGCCGACGAAUUAAUUCCAAUUAUUGUUUUUUUAAUUAUAAAAACGGGAUUGCCAAACUGGUUUGCACAAUUAACAUUUUUGAGUCAAUUUCGUUACAGUUCAAAUGAUACGGAUGAAGCAAGUUUUUUAAUAACAACUUUGGAAGCUGCAAUCGAACAUAUUCGUUCAGGAUUAUUAUUUGGUCCAUAUUCUCCAGAAAGCCAGCUAGAUGAUGAUGUGGAUGGGCAAUCUUUUGAAAUGAUCCAUGAGACACCUAUUAGUAACGAUACAAAAACGAAUGAUAAUGAAUAUUCGAUAUCGUAUUUUUUUGAGCAAAUACGAAUUGCAAACUAUGAUGAAGUGAAAUCAAUUUUAGAUCGAGAUAAUAAAACAAAUCGUUGUAAUAAUGUUUUAUUAGAGGCUCAAACAUCAAAACUAUGUCAUCCGUUAUGUUCAUGCGAUAAAUGUGAGAAAGUCUUGACAGAAAAUUUGUCUGAUUCUAUGCCAACUAUUCAUUCGUAUGAUGACAGAGGUCUCACUGCAUUACAUGUAGCAUGUUUUCAUGGUCGACCAAAAAUUGUUGAUUUACUCUUACUAUCGGGUGCUAAUGUAAGAGCAACCGAUUAUUCAGGAGCUACACCAUUACAUUAUGCUGCUUUGCGUGGGCAUCAAAAUGCGUUACUCUUAUUAUUACAUGCUCGUGCAGAUAUUAACUCCCGAGACAAUGAUAAGAACACGCCAUUACAUUUUGCUAGUAAUAAUGGCCAUGAAGGAUGCGUAAAAGCUAUGCUUUACUUUUCUGAACACUGUCCCACGAAUUUUAAUAUAAAUUGUGUAAAUAGUUUCGGCGAUACACCCUUACAUCAUGCUUCACGUUGGGGCUAUGUUGGAAUUGUUGAAAUUUUAUUAGAAUAUGGCGCACGAGCAAAUAUUGAAAAUAAAAGAAAAUUAACCCCUUUAGAUUGUGCGCAUAGUAUACAUGUAACAAAAUUAAUUUAUGAACGUAAAGCGAAACAAAACACUGUAAUUAUUCCAUUAAUACCAGAGAAUAAAAAGAGUAAUAUAAAUCCACAAUUAGAUUUUGCUGAUGAUGCAACAAAUUUAACAAUAUCAAAUUCUAAUAUUGGAAUUCGACCACAAUCGACGCAACAAAUUAAAAAAGUUGAUAGUCUGCUUAGAGCCGUAGCUUUUGGUGAUAUUAACUUAAUUUGUUAUUACUUAAAUAUUUCUCUUAAUAAAACUGAUAAGAAAUCAAAGUCUUCCAAAUGUCAUCCAUUAUGUGUUUGUGAUAAAUGUUCGACACCUUCAACAAGCAACGAUCCAACUUUAUCUCGAACGGAUAUUUUAUGUAUAAAUGUUUGCAAUUCAGAUGGCGUGACUCCAUUACAUAUAGCAGCCAUGCAUGGGUGGUUAGAAAUUACAAAAUUACUUUUAGAACAUGGUGCUCGUCCAAAUUUGGUUACAAAAUCCAAAGGAUUUACACCAUUACAUUUAUGUUGUCAGCACAGAAGACCAUUAAUAGCUGAAGUUUUGGUUAAUUCUGAAUUGUGUUCUAUUAAUCAACAAGAUAAUCGAGGAAAUACAGCAUUACAUUAUGUUUGUCAUAUUGGAGAUUUACGUUUGGCUGAAAUUUUAAUAACGGCUGGUGCAAAUCCAUUUUUUAAAAAUAUUGACGGAAUUACACCGAUUGAUGAAGCUGAAGAACGUAUUUAUAUUAGUUUAGUAAAUUAUUUGAAAAAUUCUGUUAAAAAAGUCUAA